Messenger RNA from Tarenaya hassleriana, 2498 nucleotides. RefSeq names its product probable protein phosphatase 2C 27. The record is from RefSeq and is a predicted model, not a curated record. NCBI's taxonomy places the organism in Eukaryota, Viridiplantae, Streptophyta, Magnoliopsida, Brassicales, Cleomaceae. Gene Ontology annotation, biological process: protein dephosphorylation. The coding region runs from base 895 to 2046 and encodes 383 amino acids. The transcript has 5 exons. Gene Ontology annotation, molecular function: cation binding; protein serine/threonine phosphatase activity.
GUGAAAGCCACUAUAUUAUUGACACGUGUCGGUGUCAAGCCUCCAAUACGACAGCUAGAAGACCAACCGGAUUACCUGGAAUCGCCGGUGGCCAACCACAUACCAAACCAGACGAUUCCUUGUCUCUCUCUCUAGAAAGCUUGGAAUUCUUUUUCCUCCUCAAAUAAUUGUCAUUCUGUGUUUUGUUUUCGCCCUUUAACGCCAUUACUUUUUUCUGGGUUUCGAGGGUUACUUCUUCGAAGACGAUCUGACGGUGAGAGAAAGCAAGGGCAAAGGAGAAUCAUCAUUGUUCAUCUGCGAGAAAAUUCUCUCAGCUUUUUUUGAAAUUUCUGAACUUUGUGAUCUGGGUCUCGGGAUUUGUUGAAGUUCACGAACCCUAGUCAGGGUUUCGAUCGUAUUUUCGGAUGAGAAAUUGUUUGAUCUGGAAUAGGCAAGAUCAUUAUUUGAGCAAAAUAAGCAAGAUCACGAUGCCCUUUACGUGGUUUGGUUGAGAACUUGAUUUGGUCUAUAAAUCGAAGUUAUAGAAGCUUGGAGAUUGGUUGGAGUUGUUCGGUUUCCUUCUGUUUGUUUCGUUUGCUGAAUCUGCUACUGCUACUAAACGCUGUGAUCAGGAUCGAAGAUUUUUUGUGUCUGGGCAUUUCUCUAAUCAUUUGGUUGGCUUUGGGAUUGAUCUCUUGGGAGGAAGGUUCUCUAGUACUUGAAGUAGUCAUUAGCUUCCAAUUCGGUCCAUAUCCUGACGUUUGUGGCUCGGGUAAUUUGGAUCUGUAUAAGUUGGUUUGCGUUCGAUCUAAGAUCUGGUGUCAGCAAGAGAAGUCACUGAAGGAAACAGCCUCAGGUUGUCAAAGAGGACCGUUGUUGUUGAUUGCUCACAGCUUAUAUGGUUGAGAGGAGGACAUGGCAGCGGGUAUGGAUUUUUCGCCUCUGUUAACAGUGAUAGAAGGUGGUUUCAGCAAGGACAAUGUUUCCGCAUCAGAAACCGAGAAUUUAGAGAGUUUGGAUACCACAAACAAAAUCCCCAAUGGCAAACCUCCGAGGCAUCUUUCUGCCAUGCAUCACUGCAUGAGCUCUACUCGGUUGCAGACUGCGGUCAAUGUGGAUUUGGAUGUUGGUACUUUGGUUAUAAAGUCGCCUUCUGAUGAGAAAUCGGAGUUUUUGCCAGUAUACCGAUCAGGAAGUUGCGCUGAACAAGGACCAAAGCAGUAUAUGGAAGAUGAACACAUUUGCAUAGACAAUCUUGGUGAGCAUCUUGAUGAAAAAGUGGAAUUCUCGUCUCCUGGAGCCUUCUAUGGGGUGUUUGACGGCCAUGGAGGUACCGAUGCAGCGUUGUUUGUUAGGAAGAACAUCCUUAGAUUCAUCGUAGAGGACUCGUAUUUCCCGCUGUGUGUCAAGAAGGCUAUUAAGAGUGCUUUUGUGAAAGCUGAUUAUGCGUUUGCUGACGACUCUUCUCUUGACAUCUCUUCGGGAACCACCGCACUUGCAGCAGUUAUUUUCGGAAGGAAUCUCAUAGUUGCGAACGCGGGUGAUUGCCGGGCAGUGCUGGGGAGGAGGGGUAGAGCGAUAGAGAUGUCUAAAGACCACAAACCAAACAGUACAUCAGAGAGAAUAAGAAUAGAGAAGCUCGGGGGAGUUGUCUAUGACGGGUAUCUCAACGGGCAGCUAUCGGUUGCACGUGCCAUCGGCGACUGGCACAUGAAGGGUGCUGCGUGCCCCCUGACCGCUGAGCCUGAGCUUCAAGAGUCGAUUCUGACAGAGGAAGACGAAUUCCUGAUAAUAGGUUGCGACGGUUUAUGGGAUGUGAUGAGCAGCCAGGGGGCCGUGACGAUAGCGAGGAAAGAACUGAUGAUCCAUAACGACCCGGAGAGAUGCUCGAGAGAGCUUGUGAGAGAGGCCCUGAAACGGAACACAUGCGAUAACCUGACAGUCAUUGUCAUAUGCUUCUCCCCCGACCCUCCCCCGAGGAUUGAGAUCCCGCAGUUCCGGGUGAGACGGAGCAUAUCCGCUGAAGGAUUGAACCUGCUCAAAGGCGUUCUUGACGGGAACUCGUGAGCUCAUUUUAUUCGGCAUAGUAGGGAGAGAGAGUAAUUAUUUUAUUCACACGUUCGGAGUUCUUAAAUAUGUUAUCAUCGCACCUUAUUCGAGAUCGAUCCAUUUGAGACAGGAUGUCUGACUCUUUGUAAAUAAAUUUAUCAAAAAAAAAAAAUGUAAACUGGUCUUAUUGCCCGAUGAAGACAUAUCACAGUCUCCAGUUUUGGAAAGAAGGAGGUGCACGUCCUUCCCGGUCUUCUCAAUGCUCUAACGUCUACCCAGCUCACGUACCGCUUUGGGAGAUGUGGUACACAGAUUACAACAACGGGGGAAGAGGAGCAAUUUACCUUUUGUUUAGUGUAUAUAGAUAUAUGUAUGGUCAUUUGCGGAUCCAGUUUGGACAACCUCCUCAUAUUCUCGUCGAUAAAUGACUGUUCAAGGAAUUUAUACACGUCGGAUUUAACGUCCGUUAA